GUCCUCACUAGUCCACAUAGACAAAAGUUUGAAAUCACCUAAACGCCCUUUCAUCGGCACUUUUUCGAUGAGAUGACCGAAAUCUACCGAACAGUUUCCACCGGACGACGAAGAGACGACGUUUCGCCAACUAAAUGCCGUGAGCGCCGUCGUCGGAGAAUCGAGAUGCGGAGGCAAGCGGCGGUUUACGGCGAACCAAGUUCGUCUUCUUCGUCGUCUAAGAACCGUGAAGAGACUAUCUACUCAGGCUUUGUUCCACUGAGAAAACAUGCACGGAUGGCCACGACGGCGGCGGAGAUGAGCGGUCUUCCGGCGGACGUCGGAGGUGUCUUUCCGUCUCCGACUUCCUCUCACAAGAAACCCGAAGCUAUAGUGUGGAAGGGAGAAGAGGCAGACGAUGAGCCGAUGUACGGAGUAGUUUCAGUGAUGGGAAGAUCACGUAAGAUGGAAGAUAUGGUUACUGUUAGACCGAGUUUGUGUAAACCGGAGAUUAACCAGCAAAACCCGGUUCAUUUCUUCGCUGUUUACGAUGGUCAUGGCGGUUCUCAGGUGUCAACAUUGUGCAGCACGACGAUGCACACGUUAGUCAAGGAGGAGCUGGAGCAACAACCAGGUUGCAAGUUCGAAGGGGCAGGAAACGACGUCGUGGAGGAGAAAUGGCGGGGAGUGAUGAGGAGGAGUUUCGAGAGGAUGGAUGUGCUGGCGAUGGGGACUUGCAUGUGUAUGACGAGUGCGUCUCUUUGCAACUGCGACCCGAGGGAGGCUGCGAUUUCGGGUUCUACUGCGGUUGCGGCGGUUCUGACGAAAGAGCAUAUUGUCCUAGCCAACACUGGUGACUCACGUGCGGUGUUGUGUCGGAAUGGAAUGGCUAUUCCUCUGAGUAGUGAUCAUAAGCCGGAUAGACCGGACGAGCGUGCGAGGAUUGAAGCAGCUGGUGGUCGAGUUUUAGUAGUGGACGGAGCUAGAGUUGAAGGAAUUCUAGCCACUUCGAGGGCUAUAGGAGAUAGGUAUCUAAAACCAAUGGUAGCAUGGGAACCAGAAAUAGCCUUCAUGAGAAGGGAAUCUGGAGAUGAAUGCUUAAUCUUAGCAAGCGAUGGCCUCUGGGACGUGCUCUCAAGUCAGCUAGCUUGCGACAUAGCUAGAUUUUGUCUCCGUGGAGAUACUCCCUCGGGCCUUGAUCUGAACGAAACGGCUCAAGAAGACGACAGUGAAGGACAAGGAUCAGGACAGAAUCCUUCAAGGAGUGUAUUAGCUGCAACGUUACUUACGCGGUUGGCUUUGGGUAGACAAAGCAAUGACAAUAUAAGUGUGAUUGUCAUUGAUCUCAAGAAUAGCUCUCCAUAGUACUUAAUGCCAAGUAAUAAGAAAUGGUGAUAUACCGAUGCGCUUUAAUUAGUUUAAGGGUUUAGCACUUGUCUCUUGUUUGUUAUGAUUGGGCUUGCGAAACAUUAACAACGGCGAAUGUGAAGAAGUAAGAAGAGUGGGUUGGACUUUGGGCAUGGGCUAUGUUAAGGUUAUAUUUGCUUAUAAAAUACAAAGCGUUAACUUUAAAAAUAUGUGCUCUCUAAUUGUGUUUACUUCUGGGUUUGGCAACCAUCUUGAAGUUACUAGUUAAUU
Raphanus sativus (radish) is the source of this 1617-nucleotide messenger RNA. Its product is annotated as probable protein phosphatase 2C 75. Gene Ontology annotation, molecular function: cation binding; protein serine/threonine phosphatase activity. Lineage: Eukaryota; Viridiplantae; Streptophyta; Magnoliopsida; Brassicales; Brassicaceae. The transcript is spliced from 4 exons. Gene Ontology annotation, cellular component: cytosol; nucleus. Gene Ontology annotation, biological process: protein dephosphorylation. The record is from RefSeq and is a predicted model, not a curated record. Bases 73 to 1344 code for a protein of 423 amino acids.